AAUGAUGAAGAAAAAUCCUUCUCUAUUGAUAUAAAAGCUAAUUAAAGAAAAAAUAUUGUUAAGAAAAAAAAAACACUCUAAAAAAUUAAUUAAUAUAAAGAAGAAAAAGGAAAACAAAUAGAUUAGAUUAUAAGGAGAACUUCUAUUAAAAUGUACUACCAUCACUAUCCUCAAUCUUAAUUCAUGGGCGAUGAAGAUGCAGAAUUUAGAAGCCAUGUGCAUCCUCAUGUUGCUCAUCAUCCCUAUCAUAGAUACUAUGAAUAGCCUUAUGUUAACUAACCUAUGGUCUCUAGAUUUGCUAUCCCUCACAUGCCUUAAUAAAGACCCAUGCUUCCAAUUUACAAAGGCUAUCAUACAAGUCACAUUCAUAACUUACCUGCUAAAGCUAGCUAAAGAGAGUAGAAUUAUAGCAUGCAAGAUGAGAAUAUCAAUACUUUUAAUGUUAAAGCUCCCUAAUAGUAAGAGUGUCCAAAGCUCAACCGCAAAGGAAUUUCUAAAAAGAACAACACUCCUAAGAAUUAAGCUAAUGAAAAAAAAUAAAACGAAGUUAUCAAAUCAAAAGGAAAUAAAAAGGAAGUUCAAUAAAGAGAACCUCUUAGAAUGAUGUCUAAUGAAAACGCUUAAGUUAGAGGACAUUAUUAUCCCCAAUAGUAGGUCUUCAGUAACGAUCCACUUGUUGGUUCUAUUUAGCAAUUCUUCCCUUCUGUGUAGAUAGAAGAGGAAAUAAACAUCGAUAAUGCUAGUCUUGAAUAAAUAGAUGCUUUGAUCAAGAAAUUACCCUUUUUCUACAAUAACUCUAUGAGAGAUACCAUGAAGAAUUUAACUUAUAAACAAGAAAAGCUUGUUUGUAAUAAAAUAAAGGAGCAAAAAUAAAUUGAUGUAUUCGACGAAAUCGUAAAAUUAAGUCCUGACUUUGAGUUGAAAGGAUUAUCUAUGCAGUAGUUAAAUGAAAAACUCUAACAAAUCAAUUAAAAAUUUGAAGAGUAAGCUUUGAAGUAUCAAAUUUAAAAGAAAUAAGAUGAGGAAGCAGAGUUAAAGCUUGAAGAAGAAUUGUUAUGCUAAAGUGAAAUUAUGGCACCUGAAUCUCCCACUUUUAAAAAAUCUCAACCUAAGGCUAGAGAAAUAUCUACUCCUUCUUCAGUUUAGAAAAGUUAAACAUUUUAAUCUAAAACAUAAGCAGCUGCUUUUGAACUAGAAGAUCAAAUUGAAACAAAAAGUGCCAAAAAAGCUAAAUUAGAAACAAACGAAUGCUCCACUAUUAAUGCACAGAUUGCCAGUAUUCCUGCACCAUAUGGAUUUUCAAGUCCAAAAUAAUAAAAAGCAUUUUGUGAGUCUUUGAGUGAAGAAAAGAAAGUAAAAAUGAUGCCUUCUAGCUCUGAAUGCAAAAGACACCAUAUCAGAAGAAAUAGUGAGAGUGUUGGAACUAAUGAAAGUGGCCAUCAUAGCCAAAUUAAGCUUACAAUAAACGUAAAUUAAAACUUGUCUGCCAACUUUAUCUCUCCUUUCCGUCCAACAAUAAAUGCUAACAUUUAAGGUCUCUCUUCUAAUCGCAAAAAAUUAAUUGACAAGAGUGGAAAUUCUUGUUCUUCUUUCAAGAAGACCCACAGUUAGUUCAUGGAUUACAUAGAUGACGUGAUAAUAAAUGCUGAUGGUAAUUUUGGAGAAGAUGACAUUUUCCAUAAGCUUUCAAAUGGAGUUGUACCUAUUUACCCUAUUAGCAAAAGUGGAGUAAAAAAUUGCAACAGUGAAUAAAGUGGAAGUAAAAUUAACUAAGGAAUAAAUAGUGAAAGUCGUGAUCAUUAAAACUAAUUAGAUAGCUACAAUAAAAAUAAAAAGAAAUUUUACGAUUGUAAUAGAAUCCAUAACUUUAUAGCUGAUGAAGAUGACUACGAAAAUAUAUAACCAUUUGCUGUUUCAUAAUUUGGAGGUAGUAGCAAUAGUAAACAAUACAUAAAUUAAUAAUACUUAAAUAAUUCUAAUUUAAAGUCAUACCAUAUAAGUUCUACUACAUACACUAUCUCAUCUUUUCUUAGAGAAAUAGAUGAAAUUAAUACCUUCUCCUAAGGUGGUUUCCUUUGA
This is a messenger RNA of Tetrahymena thermophila SB210, 2079 nucleotides long. RefSeq lists its product as hypothetical. The transcript is spliced from 2 exons. The record is from RefSeq and is a predicted model, not a curated record. NCBI's taxonomy places the organism in Eukaryota, Ciliophora, Oligohymenophorea, Hymenostomatida, Tetrahymenidae.